Clonostachys rhizophaga is the source of this 1194-nucleotide messenger RNA. The record is from the annotation of a GenBank genome assembly. Lineage: Eukaryota; Fungi; Ascomycota; Sordariomycetes; Hypocreales; Bionectriaceae.
AUGGCGGGGCUUCAAACCAAUGUCUUUGUUGGCUUCGGUGUUGUCUGGGCUGUCGCCUUUCUCUCUAUGAUUGGACGCGUCGCUGCUCGGCGCAUGACCAAGGUGGCCUGGUGGCAUGAAGACUACUUCUGCCUCGCUGCGUUUGUAUUCGGCAGCGUAUACAAUGGCCUCUGCCUCUACUGGGCGACGGACUGGUCGCUUGGUCUGAUAAUUCCCGAUACGGUCGAUCCUAAUGUCAAAGAGCACAUUCUGGAGGUCUCCCGAAAGCUCGCCUUCUUCUGCUCCUUGACCUACGCCUAUUCCAUCGGUGCCUCGAAGCUUGCCAUCCUAUCCCUUUACUGGCGCCUGUUCAAACUGUCCUCCAUCCGAAUCCCAAUUCUGGUGCUAUACGUGAUUGUCGUGGCGUGGAUGAUCUUGCGAACGUUCAUGGUGGUGUUCCGUUGCUCGCCCGUGCAGGCAUAUUGGGAUCUCAACAUCCCCGGUGGUCAUUGCCCCAUCCAAGACGGGGCCUUCUUCUUCGGAACGAUGCUCCCUCACUUUCUCAUGGAUGUCGUGAUUCUCAUUUUGCCUGUUGUUGAGGUCUUCAAGCUCCGUCUGCGCCUCGCCCAAAAGGUCGGCAUUUCUGCCUUGUUCCUGAUUGGUAUCAUUGUGUGUACUGCAUCCGUGAAUUGCUUGGUUGAAUCCAUUCGCACCGACCCGAAGACGACACAAAUGCCCUAUGAUUACGCCCUGAACUACACGUGGGGUGCUGUUGAAGUGAACAUGGCUGUUGUUUCCUCCUGUUUCCCUCUCCUGCGCCCCGUCUUCCGCGUCCUUGUUGGCUCCAGGGUCCUCAGCUCAUACACUGAAGGGACGCACGGCGUGAGCUACGGUGCUCACACCUACAGCCGCCAUACCGGCGUGGAAUUGAACACCAUGACCACCAAAUCGAAGCGAAGAAAGGACAUGGAGCUCUCAAGUUCAAUGCGCCGCUUAGCUGAUGACGAAAAAGAUAUCCUUGGUGAUCCCGCCUUGGUCAAGUCACCGGAUCGCAUCCUCACCACAGUGACGCCGUAUCAUGCAAAUGAGUGGGCUGACAGUAACGAUAACGGGAUUCACGUACAGAACGAUGUGAUAAUUGAAGUGCACAAGCUCGAACAGUCGAAAUCCUUCAAUAGUGAUCAUACUUCCCAGGAUUCAAGCAAAUUUCGCUAG